Melitaea cinxia (Glanville fritillary) is the source of this 601-nucleotide messenger RNA. Its product is annotated as cuticle protein 7-like. Gene Ontology annotation, cellular component: extracellular matrix. The coding region runs from base 1 to 510 and encodes 169 amino acids. The transcript has 3 exons. The record is from RefSeq and is a predicted model, not a curated record. Lineage: Eukaryota; Metazoa; Arthropoda; Insecta; Lepidoptera; Nymphalidae.
AUGUAUUUCAAAAUAGCCAUCAUUGCUGCUGCGCUAGUAUCAGUAAAUGCGCAGAAUCACGGUCAAAAUCAUGGUCACGCCGUUUUUUCUCAAUCAAUCAUCAGACAUGACAUCUCUCACGACCAACACAACUCACAUCACAUUCAAGCUAUUCCAAUUGUUCAACACGCAGCUCCUAUAGUUCAUCACGCUACUCCCGUGGUUCACCAUGCUCCUGUCUACCACAGUCAGCAACACUAUUCUGAUGAUCACCAGGACUACUAUGCUCAUCCAAAGUACGAGUUCAACUACGAAGUAGCUGAUCACCACACCGGUGACAUCAAGUCUCAGCACGAAGCUCGUGAUGGUGACCACGUCACAGGCUCCUACAGCCUGCACCAGCCCGAUGGUGCUGUGCGCACCGUACAUUACAACGCUGACAAGCACAGCGGGUUCAACGCUCAAGUAGAAUACUCCGGUCACUCACAACAUGCUCAGCCAGCUCAUCAUGCUCCUCAAUACCACCACUAAAUUCUUAGAAGUCCUAUUCUACUGUAUAAUGUAUGAUAUUGUAUAUUAUUUCUAAUGCGUCCUAUAAUAAUUUAAUAAAUAAGACUGUCUA